AUACCCCUUCCAGUCUUCGCGUACUUUAGCUCCUUCUUCUCGCCCUUUUCUCUUUAUUUUCUCCUACUGUCGGCAUCAGCAGGUUACAGCCUGCCCAUUUUGCUCUCGGACGGUAUUGGCGCGAAGUCAUGAUGAACUCGGAACCCUCUGAAGGCGUGCCCGCUCCUGUACAAGCCGCGCAACAAUAUAUCCACAAGGCCCAACGAUUAUAUCAAUCAUACCUCGACCGGGCGACACCCCAUGUUAUGUACAGAUGGCUCGGGACGUUGGGUGUAACUAUUCUCUUUGAACUGCGGAUUGUUUUUGCGCAGGGGUGGUAUAUCAUAUGCUAUGCCCAUGCUAUCUAUAUUCUGAACCUUCUCCUCGCCUUCCUGCAACCAAAAUUCGACCCUUCCAUUCAAGACGAUCUCUUGGCGGACGAGAUUGAAGAGGGAGGAUCUGAGGAACAGAGGUCGCCCCUUCCGAGCUCGCGGGAUGACGAGUUUCGUCCGUUCGUGAGGAGAUUGCCUGAGUGGCAAUUUUGGCUAUCAACCACGAGAGCCACGGUCAUCUCCCUCGUCCUCACCUUCUUCACCGUAAUGGACGUUCCCGUUUACUGGCCCAUCCUCGUCCUGUACUUCUGCGUUCUUUUCGUCCUCACAAUGAGGAGACAACUGCAACACAUGAUCAAAUACCGCUACGUCCCUUUCGACUGGGGCCGGAAGGCUCAGUAUGGGAACCGACGAUAAGGUGCUCGGGCGCCACAGAGAACAUGUCUUGAACUUCCAGAAGUGGGCGUAGGAUAUACUUACGGUUUGAACCUUUUCAUGGGAUAGAUCAGGAUCUUGAGAAGUGGUGACGGGGACUAUGAUUUGUAGACUGCGUUGUGGUCCGAGGCAGGAAUUGGACGGUUUCUUUCUCUCUCUGGCGUAAUGGGCAUUUGGCUAGCUAUGCGACUGUGGUUUGUCGGUGGAUUGAGCUCGA
This is a messenger RNA of Stereum hirsutum FP-91666 SS1, 963 nucleotides long. Its product is annotated as retrieval of early ER protein Rer1. Gene Ontology annotation, cellular component: Golgi membrane. The transcript has 6 exons. Bases 129 to 728 code for a protein of 199 amino acids. The record is from RefSeq and is a predicted model, not a curated record. Gene Ontology annotation, biological process: retrograde vesicle-mediated transport, Golgi to endoplasmic reticulum; protein retention in ER lumen. Lineage: Eukaryota; Fungi; Basidiomycota; Agaricomycetes; Russulales; Stereaceae.